Molecule: messenger RNA, 1562 nt
Organism: Corylus avellana
Lineage: Eukaryota; Viridiplantae; Streptophyta; Magnoliopsida; Fagales; Betulaceae
Molecular function (GO): DNA binding
Source: RefSeq, a predicted model, not a curated record
CUCUCUCUCAGUACUCUCUCUUUAAUUUCUCUAGGGUGAAAAUGGUGCUCAUUUCUGAGAACAUCACUGAAAAUGACAUGGCUGCGGCGCAAACCCUUGUGCCAUUGGCCACAGAAAGUCGGGAGGAUUGUGACUUGGAAAGGGGGCAACAGGAUUUCAUCACGUCUGACAGAAAAAUGGAUGGGGUCAAGAUGUCACCCACCAAUGAGAAUAAGUCUCAAAACUCCACUGAGCUGGAGAACAUCACGACCGGAUGGGAGAUACAGCCCUAUGUUGAAAAUCCAAUUAUGAAGCAUUUUUGUCGACAGAGCAUCAAUGUUGAACUGAUUUCCAAAGUCCUUAAACACCUGGUUACUCAAUCAACAUCACAGUUGAAACAAGUGUCGGCUUGGGAAACAAAACUUGGGACAACCAAUGUAGUAGGAGAAAUCUCAGUUUCCUUCAAACUUCCUGAAUAUUGUGCUAUUGACAUUGCAGAGGUGGACAAGAUAAUUAGGCGACCAAUGCCCCAAGAUGGGGACCUUAACAACGUCAAUACCCAGAAUGUCCCUCAAUUUUCUUUUGCUCAGAGGCUAAACGGAUGGAAUAUUGAGCGCCGACAACGCAGCAACGGAAAGUCAUGCGACAUGUAUUAUCGUCAUGAAAGCUCACACAGAACAUUCCGGUCAACCGUUGAGGUUGUCAAUUUUCUGCUCUAUGAGGCUUAUCCACCAAAGCAACAGAGGGCAAAUAAGAGCAAAUCGGAGGGAGAUUAUUUGGAACAAAGAUCUCAACAUGGAAGAGGACUGCUGAAGAGGAAGAUGGCAUCUCCAAUUUCUGGUGGAAGUAGCAGUAAAUCAAAGGAGAAGAUGUACGUGUUAUCUGAUGUUUGUGAAGAAUACACGAAUGCAACAGUGGAGGAACUUUUAGCUGCUGCAUAUUUGAACAUUCUCAAUUCUUCUUCAAACAGUAGCAUGCAAGGUGGUAGUGAACCAGAGUUCUCAUCUGACUAUGUGGAUCCAAAACAAGCACGCGAAAUGGUUGAGGAAUUUUUGGACACAUCAUAUAACAAUCUUCUUAAUCACUUCAACGAGAAAGAAAAUGCGCCACAAGAAAAUAAGAAGGGGAAAGUGGAUGAGCAGAAAGACAAAGGGCAAAGUGGUGUAAACCCUAUACAAGAGCAAGCAAAUGUUGCAGAAGUGCAAACUAAUGUAGAAGAAGUUGAAGACAAUCCUACUGAAGUGGAAGCCAAUGCAGGUGCAUUCUCAAGUUCUCCUUCUGCCUAUACUGAACAAUGUGAUCUGAUCAACCAUAUUCCACAUGUUUCAGAGUGUGAGCUUGCAUUUUUACUGGGUAAUAAUUAAUGGGCAAAGCAGUGGGGAUAUCUUUUAGAGUGCACAAGUUAGAAUUUUCUGAUAUGGGGAAAAUCUUGCUUUGUUAAUUUGAGUAGAAAUAUGUAAUGGGAUGUAAUGUGAAGAAAGAAAAUAGCAGAAGCGAAGAGAGAAAGAGACUGAUGAAAUGUUAGUGCUACAUUUUGACUGUAUUGAAGUAUGUAAUAAAUUGUAUUUCAAUGUGAUAUUUAU